AGGGCUAGGGGCAGCAGUUACAGAGACUUUGAUCUGUCUCAAUCUCAGCCAACACACACACACACACAGAACCAGCGGGGGACAAUGGGACAAGCAGGGAAGGGUGCAGAGGGACGGUACGCCAGCCUGGGACAUGUGUCCUUCACUGUUCUACUGACUCUCUCUGUGUCUGUUCCCACCACCAUACUGAUGGUGCUGGUAUUCAGGUGUGGCACUCAGGGUCUCUUCAGCUCUUCACAGUUGGCUCAGCCCUCAGGGAGCGCUGUUGUAACAGGGGAGUCGUGGGGUCCGAGCCAAACCAGCAAGCCUGCCGCCCACCUGACCGGGAUCGAGCAGGAGAUGUCGGUGGGCGUUCCUCACUCGGAGACGGAGGGGACCCUGAGCUGGGAGCCGGCGAGGGGCCCAGCAUUCACCCGGGACUCGGUGAGGUACAGGGGCCGCUCCCUGGUCAUCCCGCGUGCCGGCCUGUACUACAUCUACUGCCAGGUGGGUUUCAGGGGCAGCGGGUGCGAGGAGGGGGAGAAGCCCCUCGCCCUCUCCCACAGAGUCUACGGCCGGCACGACUCGUACCCCCAGCCCAUCCUGCUGCUGACUGGCCAGGAGACCGUUUGCGGAGCGCGCAGGGGCCGGGGCCUCUGGUACACCACCCUCGGCCAAGGGGCGACGGUGGAACUGGACAAAGACCACCAUCUCUACGUCAACGUCAGCGACCCAAACCUGGUGGACUACCAGGAGGGCAAGACCUUCUUUGGGGUCAUCAUGGUCUGAUGUGGGGGUGGAGCGGACUGGGGCAAACUGUGCAGAAAUAGUCAAAGACUUAUCACAAAACUCAGCGGGCCAGGCAGCAUUUCUGGGCAGGUGGGAACGGGUGACACAGAAUCAUAGACAAUAGGUGCAGGAAUGGGCCAUUCAGCCCUUCGAGCCAGCAUCGCCAUUCAUUGUGAUCAUGGCUGAUCGUCCCCAAUCAAUAACCCGUGCCUGCCUUCUCCCCAUAUCCCUUGAUUCCACUCGCCCCUAGAGCUCUACCUAACUCUCUCUCAAAUCCAUCCAGUGACUUGGCCUCCACUGCCCUCUGUGGCAGGGAAUUCCAUAAAUUCACAACUCUCUGGGUGAAAACGUUUUUUCUCACCUCAGUCUUAAAUCUCCUCCCCUUUAUUCUAAGACUGUGGCCCCUGGUUCUGGACUCGUCCAACAUUGGGAACAUUCUUCCUGCAUCCAGCUUGUCCAAUCCUUUUAUAAUUUUAUAUGUUUCUAUAAGAUACCCCCUCAUUCUUCUAAACUCCAGUGAAUACAAGCCCAGUAUUUUCAAUCUUUCCUCAUAUGAUAGUCCCGCCAUCCCAGGGAUCAAUCUGGUGAACCUACGCUGCACUGCCUCAAUUACAAGGAUGUCCUUCCUCAAAUUAGGAGACCAAAACUGUACACAAUACUCCAGAUGUGGUCUCACCAGAGCCCUGUACAACUGCAGAAGAACCUCUUUACUCCUAUACUGAAAUCCUCUUGUUAUGAAGGCCAACAUUCCAAUAGUGUCGUUUUAGGAGUCAAGACCCUUCUUUAGACUCUGACCUGAAACGUCAUUCAUUGACUCCUUCCCCCCAGAGAUGCUGCCUGUCCCACUGAUCCAUGCAUGACAGCAUUGUGAUAACAACUGCUAGAGGGACUGGGGUGAGUUGGCUGAAACACAAUGAAUGGGAAGGUACCUAUAUAACCAUAUAACCAUAUAACAAUUACAGCACGGAAACAGGCCAUCUCGGCCCUACAAGUCCGUGCCGAACAACUUUUUCCCCUUAGUCCCACCUGCCUGCACUCAUACCAUAACCCUCCAUUCCCUUCUCAUCCGUAUGCCUAUCCAAUUUAUUUUUAAAUGAUACCAACGAACCUGCCGCCACAACUUCCACUGGAAGCUCAUUCCACACAGCUACCACUCUCUGAGUAAAGAAGUUCCCCCUCAUGUUACCCCUAAACUUCUGUCCCUUAAUUCUGAAGUCAUGUCCUCUUGUUUGAAUCUUCCCUAUUCUCAAAGGGAAAAGCUUGUCCAUAUCAACUCUGUCUAUCCCUCUCAUCAUUUUAAAGACCUCUAUCAAGUCCCCCCUUAACCUCCUGCGCUCCAGAGAAUAAAGACCUAACUUAUUCAACCUAUCUCUGUAACUUAGUUGUUGAAAGCCAGGCAACAUUCUAGUAAAUCUCCUCUGUACUCUCUCUAUUUUGUUGACAUCCUUCCUAUAAUUAGGCGACCAAAAUUGUACACUAUACUCCAGAUUUGGUCUCACCAAUGCCUUGUACAAUUUGAACCUAAGCCAGACGACUCUGCCUGCUGCUCCAAGCAGGGGAUCUGUAAUAGACAAUAGGUGCAGGAGUAGGCCAUUCGGCCCUUCGAGCCAGCACCGCCAUUCAAUGUGAUCAUGGCUGAUCAUCCCCAAUCAGUACCCCGUUCCUGCCUUCUCCCCAUAUCCCUUGACUCCGCUAUCUUUAAGAGCUCUAUCUAAAGGGUCUGUUCCACCAGCGUCCUAUCAGUGUCACCAAAAGAUUUUGAACAUUUCAAACUCCAGCAGUGACUAACAAAAAUGUUGCGACACUUGAAAAAAAAAACGCGCGCCAUUACGUCAUCAGGCUGCAUCAUGCCGCAAAUAUUUUUCGGUGACCUGAUACAUCAGUCAAUGAUGCCGGCAAUCACCGGAAAAACAUCACCGAGUAUACAGGCCCUUAACUCUCUCUUGAAAGCAUCCGGAAAUUCAAGAUGAGGCUGAGGAUUCCACAGACUCACAACUCUGUGCGAAAAAGUUUUUCCUCGUCUCCGUUCUAAAUGGCCGACCCCUUAUUCUUAAACUGUGUGUGUGGCCCCUGGUUCUGGACUCCCCCAACAUCGGGAAUAUGUUUCCUGCCUCCAGUGCGUCCAAACCCUUAAUAAUCUUAUAUGUUUCAAUAAGAACGCCUCUCGUCCUUCUAAACUCCAGAGUGUACAAGCCCAGCCGCUCCAUUCUCUCAGCAUAUGAUAGUCCCGCCAUCCCGGGAAUUAACCUGGUGAACUCUACGCUGCACUCCCUCAAUAGCAAGAAUGUCCUUCCUCAAAUUAGGGGACAAUAAUGUCUAUC
Molecule: messenger RNA, 3089 nt
Organism: Leucoraja erinaceus (little skate)
Lineage: Eukaryota; Metazoa; Chordata; Chondrichthyes; Rajiformes; Rajidae
Product: lymphotoxin-beta-like
Exons: 4
Coding region: 85-768 (227 amino acids)
Biological process (GO): immune response
Cellular component (GO): membrane
Molecular function (GO): CD40 receptor binding; tumor necrosis factor receptor binding
Source: RefSeq, a predicted model, not a curated record